UAAAGUCUCCUCACAUCCGCCUGGCGCAACACAUGAUAAACAAAGAGAUCUGUGUCUGCAGACUUUCCACACAACAGUUCAGACUCGAUCCGUAGAGUUUUGGAGUUUUUAAAGCGCAUACAACUCAAGACAAUCUGCAGUCGAACCCCAAAAGGACCUGAAGCUCACUGAAAAUGGACGAUAUCCAGGUUGUUGAGUCCAAACCCCUGCUGGUCGACAGGGAGCUCCCAGGUCUGAGAGAAGCUGUCCAGCAGCUUGUUGUCAAGGAGCAUGAUGUUGAGACUCCUUAUGGGAGAAUUCACUGCACGAUGAAGGGGGUUCCCAAAUCGGAGAGACCGGUCAUCCUCACCUACCAUGACAUUGGACUUAACCAUAAAACCUGCUGGGAUACCCUCUUCAACCAUGAAGACAUGUCAGAAAUCAUGCAGCACUUUGCUGUGUGUCACGUUGACGCACCGGGGCAACAUGAAGGGGCAAACACCUUCUCAACGGGAUACGAGUAUCCAUCAAUGGACCAGUUAUCUGAGACCCUCCCGCUGGUGCUGAAGCACUUUGGACUGAAGAGCGUGGUUGGAAUGGGAAUCGGAGCCGGGGCCUACAUCCUGACCAGAUUUGCUUUGAACUGUCCAAGCAUGGUGGAAGGCCUGGUGCUCAUCAACAUCAACCCAUGUGCUGAAGGAUGGAUGGACUGGGCUGCACACAAGAUCAGCGGCUGGACCCAUGCCAUGACUGACAUGGUGAUCACCCACCUCUUCGGAAAGGAGGAGAUCAAUCACAACCCUGACUUAAUCGCAAAGUAUCGCAACCACAUCAUAAACGACAUGAACCAGUUUAAUCUGCAUCUUUUUGUUAAGGCCUAUGAAAGCCGGAGAGAUCUGGAAAUUGAGCGGCCUGUUCCUGGAGGCAAUGCAAGAACCCUCAAGUGUCCUUCUCUGCUGGUGGUUGGUGAUAGCUCUCCAGCAGUGGAUGCUGUGGUUGAGUGCAACACCAAGCUGGACCCAACUAAGGCUACUCUGCUUAAGAUGGCUGAUUGCGGUGGCAUGCCCCAAGUCGACCAGCCUGGCAAACUGACAGAAGCUUUCAAGUACUUCAUCCAGGGCAUGGGAUACAUGCCUUCUGCCAGCAUGACCCGCCUGGCUCGCUCUCGUACCGCCUCCGGCUCCAGCAUCACCUCUUUCGAGGGCAACCGCUCGCGCUCCCACACCCACGAGGGCAACCGCUCGCGCUCGCACACCAACGAGGGCAACCGCAGCCGCAGCCACACGGCCGACGCCCGCGCUCACGCUGACGGGGCCGCCGACGGCGCCGCCACCAACAACAUGGACCAGGCGGUGCCUAAGUCCACUGAAGUGUCCUGCUAAGCGACCCGCCGCUCGCCCGACAGAAGAACUACUGGAGGUUGUCCUGCGCUGCCUCUAAUUCACUCACACUCACUUUAGAUCACACUAAAAAGCGCACAACGCCUGGUGACCUCUCAGCUCAGCUGGGAGUUCCUAAAAAGUGGUUGAGGCCAGCUCUGGUUGAUUCGUUCAGGGAUUCAAACAUGUCUGCUUCUUAAAGCUCGAGUGCAAUUAGAGGCAAUGCAGCCUUUCAGGACACUGAUGCAGAGAACGUUCAAGAAAGCUGUGGCUUAUAGCUCAUCAUCUUAUGUAUAGAAAAUCAUUCUCUCAGUCUAUUUUCUUUCACCAUGUCGAGACAGCUUUCUUUAAUCUCUGUAAAUGUCUUGUUUCCCUCACUGUAAUUGUCAGAUCAUUAUUAUUAUUUUUUUCUUUUCUGUAUCAUAAAUGUGUUCAGGAGCUGACUUAUAGAUUCAGGGUGAUGGAAUAGGGAAGCAUAUGAAUGGAAUAAUGACAAUUUUUCUGGAACUUUGUAAAUUAAGGGACAGAAUUUAAAACAAAUCCUGUAAAUACUCAAAUUGUUUUUGUUUUUGCCAAUUAUCAUUUUAUAUUCUCAUUUUUCAACAGUGACGUGAAACAAAUGUGUCGGGGAGUCAAGCGAUCAAUUCUGAAAUAACAUUCCACUGUGGAUAUAUGCUUUAAUUAAUCAGAUUAUGCCCUAAGAUAAAUUUGAAAGCUUUUGCAUGUUACGGUUUAUUGAUAAAUCUCGGCUUCAGUUUUUCAGUUUUUUUUUUCUGAUGCAAUCAAGUGAAAUGGAACAAAGGAAAAAAAAAGUGCCAUGGAAUUGUUCACUUUUUCCAAAACGUGACGCUCCUUUUAUGGUUGUGGAUUUGUGAGGUGAGUGCAGAGACAGGAAGUCCACAUGCUAACAUGAGGAUUAGCCCUAGAACUUCACCUGACAUAUUUUACUCCACUAAUUUACUUGCACUACAGCGAUGUUCUACUUUAUAGAAGACUCACAGCUUUGUAAAGAUGCAAUGCACAAACCAUCUAAUGCUGUAGAAAUGCAUAAAAAAAUGGCAUACGUUUGUAUUUAUUAAAAAAAAACAAUAAAAACCUGUAACAGA
Messenger RNA from Oryzias melastigma (Indian medaka), 2464 nucleotides. It is a transcript of the gene ndrg1a, whose product is annotated as N-myc downstream regulated 1a. The coding region runs from base 174 to 1361 and encodes 395 amino acids. The transcript has 16 exons. Lineage: Eukaryota; Metazoa; Chordata; Actinopteri; Beloniformes; Adrianichthyidae. Gene Ontology annotation, cellular component: cytoplasm. The record is from RefSeq and is a predicted model, not a curated record. Gene Ontology annotation, biological process: signal transduction.